Messenger RNA from Sinocyclocheilus anshuiensis, 944 nucleotides. RefSeq names its product calcium/calmodulin-dependent protein kinase type 1B-like. The coding region runs from base 1 to 753 and encodes 250 amino acids. NCBI's taxonomy places the organism in Eukaryota, Metazoa, Chordata, Actinopteri, Cypriniformes, Cyprinidae. Gene Ontology annotation, molecular function: protein kinase activity; ATP binding. The transcript is spliced from 8 exons. Gene Ontology annotation, biological process: protein phosphorylation. The record is from RefSeq and is a predicted model, not a curated record.
AUGCACAGCAGGGGCUCGUUCUCUGAGGUUCGAAUGGCUCAGCACAGAUGCACUCAGAAGGUAGUGGCUGUCAAGUGCAUCCGCAAGAGAGCGCUAAAAGGAAAAGAAUCCAUGCUGGAGAAUGAGAUUGCAGUAUUACGCAGAAUAAAUCAUGAAAAUAUAGUGUCUUUGGAGGAAACCUUUGAGACUCCUACUAAACUGUAUUUGGUAAUGACACUGUUGACAGGAGGGGAACUGCUGGACAGGAUUCUGGAGAGAGGCAGUUACACAGAGAAAGAUGCCAGUCGUGUGAUAUAUCAGGUGCUGCAGGCAGUGAAGUAUCUGCACCAGCUGGGCGUUGUGCAUCGAGAUCUAAAGCCAGAGAAUUUAUUGUAUGAGACUCCAUUAGAAGACUCCAAAAUUGUCAUCAGUGACUUCGGUCUGUCUAAAAUGGAAGAGCAGGGUGCUCUUUCCACGGCCUGUGGGACACCUGCCUAUGUUGCUCCUGAACUUCUACAGCAGAAAACAUACGGUAAAGAGGUGGAUCUCUGGGCCAUUGGGGUGAUUGCAUUCAUUCUACUCUGUGGCUACCCUCCGUUCUAUGAUGACAACGAUACACAACUCUACAAGCUGAUCAUAAAGGCCGAAUAUGAAUUUGAUUCGCCAUACUGGGACGACAUCUCUGACUCCGCGAAAGACUUUAUAGUUCACUUACUGCAGAAGGAUCCAGCAAAGAGGUUCAAUUGUGACCAGGCCUUGCAGCAUCCUUGGUGAGUCCAUAAAUAGCAGGAAAGAGGCGGACGGGGAGCUGGAGGGUUGAAAAGAUAGGCUGACCUUGAAGAACAGAUGAAGAGUUGGGUCACAUCUGUGCAGCGGCGUGGGAGGGUGUGUGGAGACAGGAAGAGGAUUAUGAAAUAUAGAAUAACCAGAUGUCUCUUCACCUGCAGCACUCUGAGAUCUUUAAG